Molecule: messenger RNA, 915 nt
Organism: Tetrahymena thermophila SB210
Lineage: Eukaryota; Ciliophora; Oligohymenophorea; Hymenostomatida; Tetrahymenidae
Product: kinase domain protein, putative
Exons: 11
Source: RefSeq, a predicted model, not a curated record
AUGUCAUAAAAGAAAUAAAAAAUUUUUUUAGGUUUAAGAAGGUUUUAUAGCUCUUAUUUUGAUAGGCAUGUUGUGCUUGUGAUAGAUUUAAGCAAUCAUAGAGUUGGUAAUAAUUCUCUAAUAGGCAAGAGGUUAUCAAAAUGUGAAAAUGUGCAAUAUUUAACUUUAAAUUUAGACAAGAGUCAACUUAAAGCAGUUGGAACUUAAAAAUUAUGCGACGGGAUAAUAAAAUGUAGCAAGCUUAUUUCAUUAAAUAUUAACUUAAGUUGCAAUAAAAUUCUAGACGAAGGUGUUUCUAGUUUAGGAGCCUGCAUUAAAAGCAUUUCUAAUUUGACAGAGCUCAUUUUAGAUUUAACUCUAAAUCAUAUAGGAACAAAAGGAGGAAAUGAUAUAGUAGCAGCCAUAACUUCAUGCCAGAAUUUGAAAAAAUUAACUCUAAUAGCGAAUUGUAAUAGAUAUUGGGAUUAAGAAGACUUUAAGCUUUUAGGUUCUUUCAUAGCAAAAAACUAAAAUCUCUAUUCUGUGAUCCUAUCUUUUUUCAAUUGUUGGUUUUUUCGUCAUUGGGAAUAUAUGGACUUGGCAACUAUAAUUGAGCGUAAAGAUCUCUAGAAUUUGGAUAUCAAUUUUUCAUCGUCUUCAAAAAAAAUAAAAAAUCAUCCAUGUUUUAUUCCUCCUACUAUACCAUGUUAAAGUAAUCUCUUAAGUUUGAGACUCUAUUUAGGGAAAAACUAUAACAUUGAAAAGGAUUUUAAAUAAAAUUUCUUUUCUGCUUUAGCAAAAUGCGUUAAUCUGAUAUACCUUGAAUUUGAAAUUAGAUUUUGUGGAGAUACUGUUGAAGCUUAGUAGAAAUGUAGGAGUUAAAUUCUUAAAAUAAAAAGAUUAGUUUAAAAAACGGUGUUCAUUUAAAUUUAAUGA